Molecule: messenger RNA, 3551 nt
Organism: Paralichthys olivaceus (Japanese flounder)
Lineage: Eukaryota; Metazoa; Chordata; Actinopteri; Pleuronectiformes; Paralichthyidae
Gene: cracr2ab
Product: calcium release activated channel regulator 2Ab
Biological process (GO): endocytic recycling; protein localization to plasma membrane; regulation of exocytosis
Cellular component (GO): trans-Golgi network transport vesicle; dendritic spine; endosome
Molecular function (GO): GTPase activity; calcium ion binding; GTP binding
Source: RefSeq, a predicted model, not a curated record
GGCUGAAAAGCCUCAGGCUGCUUCCUCAUGGCAUCACAUGGUUGCAGAAUGACUAACAUUCAUCUCUGAAGCAAAGACUUCCUAAACUCCGAGCGCGGCCGCUGCUCUGCUGAUCACUGAGAGCUGAGGGAACAAAAGGCUUUUCACCAUCUUGUGGGAGUUAUUUGGAAAAGGGAUCUAAUCAUCUCAUGCUAUAUACAUUCUGACUCUGUCAUCAUGGUGACCACGAUAGCCCCAGAGGACAGGAUGCAGGGCCAGUGAGGACGCCCGACGUCUGAUUGCAGAAUUACAUGCUCCUCAAGUGUCCUUAGAAAGACAGAAUAACAGAGAGGCAAUGGAGGAGGAGUGCAGGGUGAACGGCUUCGGACUGAACCCAGGCAGGAGGAGCUCGGACUGGGGUCGCAUCGCCCUGCUGGACAAGACCAAGGAGUUCUUCCAGACCUGCGACGUGGAGGGCAAAGGCUUCAUCACCCGCACCGACAUGAGGAGGCUCCACAGAGAGCUGCCGCUGUCUGCGGCCGAGCUGGAGGACGUGUUCGACUCCCUGGGCACAGAGCGAACAGGUUACCUCACGCUGGAGGUCUUCUCCUCAGGAUUCAGUCAGUUCCUGCACGGCCGAAGGAUCUCCAUCGCAGACGACCACAAUAAAGCCCCCAGCCCCACGUGCGGAGCCAAGGAGGCUCUUUAUCAGAGCCAGUGGGAGGCCAAGCUGUCAGGAGGGGAGGACGAGGAGGAGAGGCACUUCUCUAUGCUGCUGGAGAGCCUGGGAGCCAGCAACGUGUUUGAGGAUCCAGGUGAGGUGCGCAGUCUCUGGGCGCAGCUCCGGCGAGACGAGCCUCACCUCCUGUCCAACUUUGAGGAGUUCCUGGCCAGGGUCACCCACCAAAUAAAAGAGGCCCACCAGGACAAAAGAGAGAUGGAGAGCGCCCUCCAGAGGAAGGCUGCAACACACGACAGCGAGAUCCGCCAUUUGUACGAGGAGAUGGAGGCGCAGAUCAAAAACGAGAAAGACAGGCUGCUGCUGAAGGACUCUGAGCGUCUUCAGUUGCGCAGCCAGGACCUGGAGCACCAACUGUUUUCAAAGGAGAAGGAGCUGGAGCAGAUUUUCCAGAAACAGAAGCGGUUAGAGCUCCAGUGCCGCGAGCUGAGCAGCGAGAAGCAGGAGAGCCACGUGGAGAACGUGAAGCUGAAGAUGACCAACGACGAGCUGCUGCGGGCGCUGGAGUGCACCAGCCAGGAGCUGGGGCUGGCCCAGGAGCAGCUGACCGUGCUGCAGGAGCAGGCCGCCCGGCUGCACCAGGAGAAGGAGAUGGAAAUGUACAGAGUAACCGAGGGCCUGCAGAGAGAAAAGCAAAGUCUCAUGAAGCAGCUUGACCUCCUCAGAGAGAUGAACAAACAUUUGAAGGACGAGCGAGACAUUUGCUGCGGUGUACCCCGCACGUCGCUCAGAAAGAAGCAGAAGCAGAGAGCGGGCGUGGCCAACAUGUUCGACGACACCAGCCAGCCGGUGAAAAGAGCCCCUCUCUUGGUGGACGGGUCCUUCCAGUCUCUGGAGGCCUUGCCUAUAGAGCACCUUCAUAUCGUGUUUGUUGCUUCCUCCUCCUGUAGUGAGGAUGAUACUACUGCUACACCCCCAACCAAUACCUCCUCCUCCUCCACUGUCAGCGCCCCUGCGUGUCAGCAGCGUCCUGCAGCAAAGAAGAACUCCAGUUUAUCCAACGGCUUCGCCAACUCUGCUCCUCCCAAAGUGCACGAUGUGAAGACGAAAGCCAAAAAGUGGCCCAGCAAGGUGGCUCCAGUGAAGAGGGUGACGAGGAAAGACAGAGAAGGAGGGAGGCGAGUGGAAGUCGAGAAGAAGACAGGGGUGGAGGAGGAGACGUUGGACGGCCCAAUAGACGGCUGGCCCCUCCGUCGAGUCAUCUCCAUCGAGGAGGACCACCUACCCCACCUGCUCCAGGGCGGGCCCCAGCUCCUACUGCACCAGCUGAGUGAGGAGGAGGAUGAGGAGGACGACGAUGAGGAGGAAGAUGCAGGGGCAGCACAGAGUGACAUUGAAUCUAGUGUUGUCAUGGCAGCAGACGUCCUCGCCACCCAAACCCCCAGUCGUAUUCCAGUAUCAGUAGAAGCUCCCAUGGCGAGGAAAUCCCGCCUCGCUCUGGCAAAAAAGACGCCCAUUUCUCCGAGAGGACAGCCUGUAGGGAAGGAGACGAAACAAAAGACGAGAGAAGUGGAACUCUUCGCCCCGGACCGCCUCUUUAAAGUCGUCCUGGUCGGCAACUCCAGCGUGGGCAAGACGUCGCUGCUGCGCUCCUUCUGUGAGGGUCGUUUCCACCCGGCCACCACUGCUACUGUGGGUAUUGACUACAGUGUGAAGACGUUAACCCUGGACAACCUGCAGGUAGCCAUGCAGCUCUGGGACACAGCGGGUCAAGAGAGGUACCGCAGCAUAACCAAGCAGUUCUUCCGCAAAGCCGACGGCGUGGUGGUGAUGUACGACGUCACGGAGGAGGAGAGCUUCUCGGCCGUGCGACCCUGGCUCAUCAACGUCCAGGAAGCUGCAGGAGAAGGGAUCCCUGUCCUCCUUAUAGGCAAUAAAAUGGACAUGGAUGGAGAGAGGCAGGUGUCAUUCAAAGAGGCCGAACAACUGGCUUAUGACAACAAGGUGAUGUUCUUCGAGGUCAGUGCCUACACAGGCAAGAACGUGACAGAGUCCCUGACGCACCUGGCCAGAGUGUUAAUGGAGCAGGAGGACAGGGUGAGAGACACGACAGUCAGCCUCAGUGCUCAGCCCAUGAAGAAGAAAGCCUGCUGCAAGUGAAGACUCACAGAACGACACAAAGAAAACAGCUACAACUUUUGGAAGAAAUUGGCUUCUGAUCACUUCCGAACCUGCAUUAUUAGAAGAGAUGAGUGAAAUCAGUUUUCUACUUGUGUUAAGGACCUUCACAUAGAUUGCCGCCAUUUUUGGCUCAGAAAUUCAGUGACGAUGCUGAAAAUGAUGGCCUGAAAUGAUGAAGCUGAGAUUAUCUGCAGUGAAACUAAGGUGCUGCGCUAUUUCAUGUAAAUAAACUCAUGCUCCAUGAGUUUAUUCCCUUGUCAACUUGUCUCUUGUAUAUAGAUUGUAAAAAAAAAAAAAUGUAGUUACUUAAAUUGUCGUUUCCACGGGGACAAGAGGCCUAAACAUUUUCUCUUGCAAAAUAUCAGCGUUCUAAAUUUUCUCCCUACGUCUCUGGUGUCAUAUGUUUAUUCUGUUGAAACUAAAACUGAAAUAAAUUAUUAGAAAUUCAUUGAAAUGGUUUUAAAUCAAAAAUGAAAUCAAGAGAAAAAGAAACUAUUUGACUUUGAUUCUUUGUAAUUUUAUUCACGGUCUUUGUUCACGUUCUUUCCGACACAAAGUGGUUCAUGACGUGUUGCAUCUGUGUGUUGGUUCCUGCCCGGAGACAUUGUUCGGUUUUAUUCUGGCACCAAAGUACAGUUGUUCUGAAUCGUUUUCCUCAAUUAAAAGAAUUAAAUUAAUUACAGUUCAUCUUCGUGGAGUCAAUAAAGCAAAA